CUCGGGUGUCCCUCCCCGCCCCCCUCGCGCCGGUCGCGCCUCGCUCGGGAUGUCGGUGCCAGCCAAGCGGUGCGGGCGGCCGCCCGUGCUGUCCUUCCUGGAGAAGAAGAAGAGGAAGCAAAGCCUGGACAGGCGACGGGGGAAGACGAGGAUCUACGUGGGGAACCACAUCGACCGGUGGCUGACCCUGAAGGAGAAGUUGGAUUUCAGAAACGAUGCCGAAGUCGCGGGGUUUUUGCUGGACUUGUACGACAACUAUGACCCCCUGUUGAAAACGGCGGUGUGCGCACUGCCCGAGGGUGCGAGAAGCAUCGCCGUGAAGGAGGGAAGGUCCCCGCCGCCCGAGGACACUUCUUUAAUAGCAGCUGACGGAACAUAUGGCAACGAUGACCAGCUGUCUAAAGAAUCUACUUGUUCUGGACCUGAAGAUGUGAGAAUUGUAACUGUGAAAGAAGAGAGGGAUUUGUCAGAUGACUGCUUGUCAGCAGAGACAGAUGACACAUGUACUUUCAGGUUUCCCAGCACAAACAUCAAGAUAACAUUCACAGCUCUGUCCAAUGAAAAGAGAGAAAAACAGGAGGCCCCAGAGUCCCCAGUGAAACCCGUGCAACCCCAGAUCUCUCCCUUAACAAUAAACAUUCCAGACAACAUGGCUCACCUGAUCAGCCCUCUCCCUUCUCCCACAGGAACUAUCAGUGCUGCAAAUUCCUGCCCAUCUAGCCCCCGUGGUGCAGGCUCUUCAGGGUACAAAAUGAGUCGUGUAAUACCAUCUGACCUACAUUUAAUGGCUGACAAUUCACAGUCAGAAAAUGACAAGGAAGCAUCGGGUGGAGAUAGCCCAAAGGAUGACUCAAAGCCACCUUAUUCCUAUGCACAACUAAUAGUACAAGCAAUUACAAUGGCACCUGAUAAGCAGCUUACACUAAAUGGAAUUUAUACGCACAUAACGAAAAAUUAUCCAUACUACAGAACAGCAGACAAGGGCUGGCAGAAUUCAAUACGCCACAAUCUCUCUCUGAAUCGUUAUUUCAUCAAAGUACCACGUUCCCAGGAAGAACCAGGCAAAGGCUCAUUCUGGAGGAUAGAUCCUGCCUCUGAAAGCAAAUUAAUAGAGCAGGCUUUUAGGAAAAGGCGGCCUAGGGGAGUACCUUGCUUUAGAACCCCUCUGGGACCACUCUCUUCUAGAAGUGCCCCAGCUUCUCCUAAUCAUUCUGGAGUGUUAUCUGCACACUCCAGUGGAGUACAGACCCCAGAAAGCCUGUCAAGGGAAGGAUCUCCAGUCCCAAUGGAACCUGAACCUAGUGCUAUCCAGCCAAAAUUAGCAGUAAUACAAGAAGCACGGUUUGCACAGAGUGCCCCAGGAUCACCUCUAUCUAGCCAACCAGUUUUAAUUACUGUACAACGGCAGCUACCACAAACUAUUAAACCUGUCACCUACACUGUUGCAACUCCUGUGACAACAUCAACAUCCCAGCAGCCUGUAGUUCAAACCGUUCACGUUGUUCACCAGAUACCAGCUGUGUCUGUCACGAAUGUGACUGGAUUAGCGCCAGCAAACACUUAUACUGUAGCUGGACAGGCAGUGGUCACACAAGCUGCAAUGGUAACCCAGUCUAAGGUAGAACCUCAAGAGAAUGGAGACCACAAAGAAGUAAAAGUUAAAGUGGAACCUAUCCCUGCUAUUAGCCAUGCUACAAUAGGAGCUGCUAGUCGCAUCAUUCAGACAUCUCAGACCACGCCCUUACAGACAGUUACUAUAGUGCAACAGGCACCACUAGGUCAACACCAGCUACCAAUAAAAACUGUAACACAGAAUGGAACACACAUAGUACCUAUCACCACAGCGAUACAAGGGCAAGGCAACACUGAAAAAUCCAGCUACUGCAAGUCCCUUGCAUAUGUUAGCAACCCAUGCGUCAGCAUCGGCAUCUCUUCCAACGAAACGCCAGAACGGAGACCAGUCGGAACAGCAAGAACUUAAACGUAUCAAAACAGAGGAUGGAGAAAGCAUAGUCAUAGCUGUUAAUGUGGACACCCCAUCUGUUGCAGUGAGUGAUCAAGGCAGCCAGAACUAGAAACUUUAGAGGAGUUUGCUUUUUAAAAAAAAAAAAACUCCAUGGUGCCAAAAGGAGACACUUAAAUAUAACACCUAAAAUAUUGGAACAUGUUCUCACGCAGUGGGGAAAGGGCCCUGUGAUCAGACUUCAACUUUCAGCACUGAAAAAACAACACAGGUGGCCUUAAAACUCAGUAAUUUAAAAAAAAAGUCAAACUGCAAAGCGUCUUGUUCCAGAGGCUGUGAUCCCUCUCCUCCCCACCCCCUACUGAACUAACUGUGUACGCUGAGACAUACAGUGUUGGGGAGGGCUGCAGCUUUAAAAAAUCUUUAUUGGAUUAUUUUAAGGACUGAGUAUCUCAGUGUAACAGCAGCAUGAUAAGCGCUUAGUGUGAACUGGUUUCAAACGAUUGUAUAUUCCUUAAAGGGAACAGAGGCAAGGAGCCAUUUCCUACAUCUUGGCAGCUAGCCUUUCAUAAUGACCUACCCAAUGCAGUUGUUGGUAGAUAUGCAGUAUUUUGUUGUUCACAUGUGGAAUUAGAAAUUUUUGAGGUGUAUUUUCAUUUCUUUGCAAAAUAAUGGGGUCUUUGACAUUUCAAAUCACUCCAUUUCUACUCUGGAAACUUUGAAAUCACACAGUACUUUUCAUGUGAAAUUUUGUUUGGUAAAAAACUGAAUGUAGGGUUUUUUUAACCGAUGGAAUGAUUUACUUUUGUCUGUCCUGUUAAAGUUCAGAUAAAGCUACUUUAUUACAUCUGCAAAUUUUCAUAUUUUAGCAGUUGCCUGAUAAAUUUAAUCAAAUUUUAUUACCAUGUGUAGUGAUCAAAUGCUUCUUUGGGCUUGCAUGUAACUGAUUAGAAAUUACAAUGUAAAUGAGCCGUUAACUGACGUUAAAGAACUGCUAUGAAUUUGACCAGAACUGCACUUAUCUGUUUCUCUUCCUUGCUACCUUUUGCUGUUUGUUACUUUGUGUUGACUUUGACUGUCCCUGGCAUAUUUUUCCAGUCUAAAGUAAAACAAGAGUCUCGCUUAAUAUUGUGUAUGUUUAAGAUAACAGACUGUUCUUCAUUUAGAAAAGAUAAAAUUCUUUAUCACAAGUCCUUUUAAAAAGAGAGUAAAAAUUAUCUUGUCAGAGGUAUAUUCAAUAUUUUUAAGCUUACACACCCAUCAGUAGAAAUUAAUCUGACCAGUUUAUCCAUAAAACUUUUGAUGUCCUACACUGACCUCCUGGGGUCUCCAUUAAGAGUAGCUGUUGUGGUUUUCUAACAGUGGCUACCAUAUUAUUAUAAUAAAAGUUUUUUUAAAAGUG
This is a messenger RNA of Alligator sinensis (Chinese alligator), 3365 nucleotides long. It is a transcript of the gene FOXK2, whose product is annotated as forkhead box K2. Gene Ontology annotation, biological process: regulation of transcription by RNA polymerase II. The record is from RefSeq and is a predicted model, not a curated record. The coding region runs from base 50 to 1981 and encodes 643 amino acids. Gene Ontology annotation, molecular function: RNA polymerase II cis-regulatory region sequence-specific DNA binding; DNA-binding transcription factor activity, RNA polymerase II-specific. The transcript is spliced from 12 exons. NCBI's taxonomy places the organism in Eukaryota, Metazoa, Chordata, Crocodylia, Alligatoridae.